Molecule: messenger RNA, 1511 nt
Organism: Phragmites australis (common reed)
Lineage: Eukaryota; Viridiplantae; Streptophyta; Magnoliopsida; Poales; Poaceae
Product: transcription factor JUNGBRUNNEN 1-like
Exons: 3
Coding region: 262-1272 (336 amino acids)
Biological process (GO): regulation of DNA-templated transcription
Molecular function (GO): DNA binding
Source: RefSeq, a predicted model, not a curated record
AAUAUAUAUAGUUCCAGGACAACUUCAGUACAUCCAUCCAUAAGUUCUAUACAGACAGUACAACUCGACGUCUACGGACGGCCAUCUCGAUCGUCGAUCAGUUCAUCUUGCAAGAACAUCGGUUUCCACUUUUUGUUCAAGACGAGAGUAGCAUAUAUAGCAUUGCAACAAGAGGAAGAAGCUGCCGACAGCACGUCGCGUUCUUGACCAAAGAAUUGCAAGAACCAAGCAGAAGCAUCACAUCAAGUAGUAGGCCGAUCGAUGGUGCAAGAGAACAAGUACUUAACAAAGCAGAGCAGCAUGGGCGCCGAAAUGAAGAUCAGUGACCAUGGAGAAGGAGAUCAGGAAGAGGUGGUGCUUGUAGGGGACGAAGACGAUGAGCAAGGCCUGGUUCUACCCGGGUUCCGCUUCCACCCCACCGACGACGAGCUCGUCAACUUCUACCUCCGGCGGAAGGUGGCCGGGAAGCGGCUUAGCAUCGAGAUCAUCAAGGACUUCGACAUCUACAAGCAUGAUCCUUGGGACAUCCCAAAGGUGAGCACGAUUUCCGGGGAGGAGUGGUACUUCUUCUGUCUGCGGGGGAGGAAGUACAGGAAUAGCAUCCGGCCCAACAGGGUCACCGGCUCCGGCUUCUGGAAGGCCACCGGCAUCGACCGCCCCAUAUACUCGGCCGCCACCGGUCGCGCCGGCGACUGCAUCGGCCUGAAGAAGUCCCUCGUGUUCUACCGCGGCGCUGCCGGCAAGGGCACCAAGACGGACUGGAUGAUGCACGAGUUCCGCCUUCCACCACGCCCGGAGAGCGACCACUCCUCGCCGAGCACGCAAGAAGCGGAAGUGUGGACCAUCUGCCGGAUCUUCAGGAGGAACAUCACCUACAAGAAGCAGCCGCAGCAGCAGCAGGUCGCCGGCAAGAUGCCCGACGACGCUGCCGCCGCGCAGCCCGACUCGAGCUCCAUCACCGGUAGCCUCGAGUCGGACACCGGGGACGAGUACAUGAACCGCCUGCUGCCGCAGGCUCCGGUGGUCAACAACGUAAGCAACGGGUACGACAGCCGCCAGUUUCAGGGGCAAUGGAACAGUAGCCUCCUGCACGCGGCGGCCACGGCGACGCUGCCUUCGCCGACGACGGCCAGUACAUUGCAUCAUGGCGUGCUUAGCAGCCCGGCCGCGCUGGACGACCAGUACUACAAGGAUGGGUGCAGCUGGGACGACAUUGGCAGGAUGGUGAUGGAGCUGACCAGUCCCAGUGUGUUCUAUGAUUGUAGUCUGUAGAUGCCCCUAGGAGAGCUGCAGUUGCAGUCCAGUUCUUGAUUCAGAGUUCAGAGAGCAGCUACACCCGCCGACAAAACACGAGACUGACACGUGGGGCCCACGUGGCAAGUUCUCCAAGAGUGUGCUGUUCUAGCUUAUAGGCUUAUAGCAUAGAGCCAUAGACUUUUCUUUUUCGAGAAUGUGUAAUGCUUGUAUUUUUUAAGAAAGGUUCUCGUACGAAUGCGAUUUUUUCACAGAAA